UAAUCCUUGGCAAAUUAAAAUGAUACUUAGCCUCUUUUAACUUGUAAACAAUUUAGUUGGUAGUUGAAUUUAUAAAACCUGACGAUGCACAUCCUGUGCACGAUAUGCAGCGACCUGGUGAACCCGGCCGAGAGCCUGUACGUCACCAAGUGCGGCCAUCUCUUCCACCACCAGUGCCUCGCGCAAUGGAUCGAGAGAUCAAAAUCUUGUCCACAAUGCCGCAACAAGGUGACAGACCGGUGCAUGUUCCGCAUGUACCCCACGGUGUCGAACGAGAACUCGGGGGAGGAUGCGGCGACCCUGCAGUCGCGGCUGGACGACGCCAUGCUGCAGCUGCGGACACAGAAGACAGAACAGAAGGAACUGAGAGACAAGCUCACUGCUGCCACACAAGAGGCUAGCAAGAAAGAGGAGCUACUAAAAGCAGCAGAGAAGCGACUUGUGAGCCGGGAUUCAGCCGUGUCAGCACUGCGGGAACAGCUAGAGUAUGUCAAAAUACAGAACAGAGAGACACAGCGGCUGAAGGAAGAAAAUGAGGUGCUCAAGAAGAAUAUGCAGACUCUCAAUGGGUUACAGAAGGUGCUGAACGCUACAGCGGGCGAAGUGGAGGAGACACUAAAAGGCUACUCUGAUCUGCGCACGCUCGCCACCUUUGCCGCGGCGCUUAAACGUGCGCUGUGCGACUCGGAGUCCAAGAAGCGCUCCUGCCGGGAGCUGCAGCACAGCGCCGAGCAGCGCCUCGCCGCCAUGCGCGCCCGGUACGAGGACCUGCAGGCCAAGUUCGGGCAAGUUCAAGAGAACCUAACGAGCAUGGAGCGCAAAUACGAAGCGCUAAAACACAAGCGGAAAGCGAGCGGAGAAGCGGAGCCGCGCGACGCCAAGCAGCCGCGCCCCGCGCCCGCUACACCCUCCGCUUCCGCUUCCUCGCCCGCGCCCGCGCCCGCCUCCGCUACAUCCACGCCGCGGCUGAGCAGCAGUUUGAACGAAAUUGUCGUUGACGUCGUCACUGAGAAGGAAGAUAGCUUUAACACGGCCGUGAGACGCAUCGUACAGUCGGACUCCCCUUACUUGAACCUGAAGCAGAGCGGCCUCGCGCUGGGCACCUUACACCAGCGGAGACCUGUGCCAGCGGCCAAUCUGAAGCCGUCCGAAUUCGCGAUCCUGCGCUCGGCGCCCACCAGCAUCUUCCACAAGCCGCCGGCGCUCGAGCCUCCCCGCGACGACCUCAACACCGCCUUCCACAGGACCGCCCCCCUCCCCCGCCCCCUCCCCUACGACGGGCUGGGGGGACACAGUCAACCCGACACCUUUCCCACUCCGAGACCCAAGGUGCCGAAGAUUACUAGUAAACAUAAGCUGAAGAGGUUCAAUUCGACUGGUAGUAGGGAUAUAUCGCAAAUGUUUGCCGGUUUAAAGGAUAAGGACUAAAGUUAUAUCGUAGAUAGUUUUACUUUUGUGCCAAAAAACGCAAAUAGAGACGAAUUGAGGACAGUUGACCUGUCAUUCAGAUAAAAUAAAGGUACCAAUGAAAUUAAACGGCGUACCGUUAAUAGCACUUCAUCACAGCUGCCGCCCUCCCGCACGACGGGCUGAGGGGACACGGCCAACCUCACGACUUUCCCACUCCGAGACCUAAAGUACCUAAGAUUACUAGUAAACCAUAAGUUGCAGAGGUUCAACUCGACAGUCGACAGGUAGUAGGGAUAUAUCGCAAUGUUUGCCGGGCUGAAGGACAAACACUAAAGUUAUAUUCUAGACACUCUUUUGUACCAAUAAUAUGCUAAAAAUAUAGAUCAGAGACAAAUUGAGGAUAGUUCACCUGCUAUUUUGAUGCCAAGGUAUAAAAUCACGGUAUCAAUCAAAUAAAAUAGUGUACCAAGUGUACAAGUGCAACACAACUGCCUCUCUCCCGCCUGACGGGCGAGGGGGACACGGGAAACCCUAAAGUGCCUAAGAUUACUAAAAUUCCAUAAUAGUUUUAGCAAUUUUCUUUCAAAUUGAAACUUUGGCACGUUAUUACUUGCUUUUCUUUUAUAUUUUCCCGUGUGUAUAUUAAACACAAACAAAUAUGCUGUUAUUUAUAACAUGUUCACGAGAUUUUGUUGCAUCAUGUCCCGCCCUAUUUCGAUAUUAAUCUUGUAUAAUUAAUAAUUAUCCAAGAUUGUUAUUUGUAUGUAGUUAGUUAAACAAUUAGUAGAAUAUGUACAGACUCCACCAGCAGAGCUGUGUUGUUACUGUUAAGAACAAUUGUUAAUAAGAAUCAAAUGUGAUUGAUUUGUUUAAUGUGUGUAUUAUGUGUCAUAAUAAGAAUAAUGAAGUAGCUAAGAACUCUACAGCAAGACUGAUAUGAUAACAUCACAAUAAAUAAUAUAUAAUUA
Leguminivora glycinivorella is the source of this 2378-nucleotide messenger RNA. Its product is annotated as E3 ubiquitin-protein ligase TRAIP-like. Bases 85 to 1428 code for a protein of 447 amino acids. NCBI's taxonomy places the organism in Eukaryota, Metazoa, Arthropoda, Insecta, Lepidoptera, Tortricidae. The transcript has 9 exons. The record is from RefSeq and is a predicted model, not a curated record.